Molecule: messenger RNA, 1544 nt
Organism: Cynara cardunculus var. scolymus (artichoke)
Lineage: Eukaryota; Viridiplantae; Streptophyta; Magnoliopsida; Asterales; Asteraceae
Product: probable pectate lyase 12
Exons: 4
Coding region: 17-1468 (483 amino acids)
Molecular function (GO): pectate lyase activity
Source: RefSeq, a predicted model, not a curated record
CUUCUCAUUUCUGAAAAUGGAGCAGAAAUGGAGGUGCAUUGUGGUAUUAUGCAGUCUGUUAGCAGUGAAGAUGGUAGCAGGUGCAUCCAUGGAGGUCUUCAACUUCAAGAACCUCACAGUCCUACCAGGCCAACACCCUUCUCCUGAACUUGUUGCUCAACAUCUUCAAAGGAGGGUAAAUGCGUCAAUUACAAGAAGAGAGAUGCUAUCAUACGCCAACAUGGACUCAUCAACCUCCUGCCUCACCGGAAACCCCAUCGACGACUGUUGGCGGUGCGACCCCAACUGGCACCUCAACCGCCAACGUCUGGCCGAUUGCGGUAUCGGCUUCGGCCAAUAUGCCUUAGGCGGCAAAGGCGGUCGCUAUUACGUCGUCACCGACUCCUCCGACCACGACGCCGUCACUCCCACUCCGGGCACUCUCCGGUGGGCUGUCAUCCAAACUGAACCCCUCUGGAUCGUUUUUCCGACCAACAUGCACAUCCAACUCUCCCAAGAACUCAUUUUCAACAGCUUUAAAACCCUCGACGGCCGUGGAGCCAACGUCCACAUCACCGGCGGCGGCUGCAUUACACUCCAGUACAUCACAAAUGUCAUCAUCCACAACAUCCACAUCCACCAUUGCUACCAGUCGGGCAACACCAACGUCCGCUCUAGUCCGACGCAUUACGGCUACCGGACAGAAUCCGACGGCGACGGGAUAUCCAUAUUCGGAUCUCGUGACCUUUGGAUUGAUCACUGCUCGUUGUCGCAUUGCAAAGAUGGUCUCAUAGACGCCGUCAUGGGGUCCACAGGAAUCACCAUAUCGAAUAACUUCUUCUCACAUCACGACGAGGUGAUGCUGCUGGGCCACAGCGACGCUUACUUGCCGGAUUCCGGCAUGCAGGUGACCAUCGCCUUCAACCAUUUCGGAGAAAAGCUGGUGCAGCGGAUGCCACGAUGCCGGAGAGGAUAUAUACACGUCGUCAACAACGUGUACUCCCGGUGGGAGAUGUAUGCUAUCGGAGGGAGUGGAAAUCCGACGAUCAACAGUCAAGGAAACCGGUAUACUGCUCCGGCCAAUCGUAAUGCGAAGGAGGUGACGAAGAGGGUGGAAACAGCACAAGAGCAUUGGAGGGGAUGGAAUUGGAGGAGUGAAGGGGAUAUUCUGGUGAACGGAGCUUUCUUUGUGCCGUCCGGCCAAGGAUUAGAGCUCAAAUAUGAGAAAGCGUACAGUGUGGAGCCUAAGUCGGCGGCCUUGAUUGACCAACUCACCAUGAACUCCGGCGUUCUCGGUAGCAGGAGUAACAAGCUUGGGAAGUGGACGGGUGAAGGUGAAGGUGAAGAUGGCGUAGGUGAUGCUGAGAACGACUAUGGUGAAGACAGUGAUGGGUCUCCUCAGCUAAACACUUUGACUCUAGUUUCAUCUUGUUUGGUUGCAUUAUUAUCAUUCAUGUUCUUAUCUUCUUUAUGCGAUACUAUCCUGUAACCACAAAACGAUUGGGAAAAAGUUCUCCAAAUUGGUUUUGAAUUGGCAAGGAAUUUCAGAUUUCGAUUUUUAUAUA